Molecule: messenger RNA, 943 nt
Organism: Gossypium raimondii (Peruvian cotton)
Lineage: Eukaryota; Viridiplantae; Streptophyta; Magnoliopsida; Malvales; Malvaceae
Product: zinc finger protein 6
Exons: 1
Coding region: 157-699 (180 amino acids)
Biological process (GO): cytokinin-activated signaling pathway; trichome differentiation; trichome morphogenesis
Cellular component (GO): nucleus
Molecular function (GO): DNA-binding transcription factor activity; transcription cis-regulatory region binding
Source: RefSeq, a predicted model, not a curated record
UUCAGGUAUAACCCACUACUCAUCGACUCCACUCAACUGGCCAGUACCCAUGAAAAAUGAAUGAAGUAAAGGCGGAAAGAUCAAGGCAGUGUGAGCUAUAAAUACAGGGCAGACAGAUCUUAUAUAAAUUAUAUAGCUCGAUCUUUCUUCAUUAUAAUGGCAGAUAGCUCGAUCCCAGCCAGGUCAUCUUCACCAGUUAAACCCUCUUCAUCGUUGAAGUUAUUUGGUUUUUCACUAACUGAUCAGCCAGACGAAGUUUUAGAGAAAGCUGAAGGUUUUGGAGAAAGCAGGAAGUUCGAGUGUCCAUUUUGCCACCGAGUAUUUGCCAACUCUCAAGCACUAGGGGGUCACCAAAAUGCUCACAAGAGAGAGCGUCAGAAAGCUAGGCGUGCCCAGUUUCACAGCCAACAACGCCUCAUAGCAUCCGCACCUGUUUUAAGCUCCCACUCCUUAAGGCCCACGUUUCCCAGAGGCUUCACUGGCAACGCUGCUGCUAAAAUUGUAUCGCAACCAUUUUAUUGUCCAUCACGCCCACUGUUGCUCCCCUCCACUCCUUCUCAGUACCCUCCUCGAAUUUACGUAGCACAGCCACUGCAUUUUGCCACAGCAGCACCCGCAUUAACUGAUUUUUCUGGUCAAUUACCCGAGGCUGACAUAGGCCUCGAUCUUCAUCUUAAACUUUCCCCUUCAGGUUGUUAGAUCCUAUAACCUCUCUCUCUCUCUCUCUCUCUAUAUAUAUAUGUAUAUCUGCUUUUGCAUUUUCCUCUCUUUGGUUAAAUUUGUCUUGGAACGUGUUAUAUCUUUCAUUGAAACAUCUUCCAAUGUAUUUAAGAGUAAUUUUCCGGGCAGUUCUAGUCUUCAAGCUCUCUUAUGCCGCAGAUGAUAUGAUGUAAAACAAUUGAGGGUUAUUAAUUAAAUGACAGAAUUUUGUGUAGUUAGCAGA